AGUGGGUUUUUUUAACUUCGCUCGCGAGUUGCCAUUCCUGUUCACCGUUUCCCAUUCCAUGGAGGCAUGGAUCAAAACCAGAGGACUAACAGGACCCAUCAGUUUCAGUUUCAGUUUCAGUUUCAUUCUUCGAGAGCCGCCAUUGUAGAUCUGUUCAAUCUCUACUUAGGGAGAAGUCCCCGCCAAAAAAUCAGAUGAUACCAUUAGAGAACACCCUUUCAACUGUUGCUUCGAGUAGAGCCAUGGAAGCCGCAAAUUCCUUGUUUCUUCUGGGGAAUUCGAUGACAACAGUAGCUUUCCAGAACGCCAGAAAUUCCUUCGUGUUCUCCAGCAAUCUUUUCCGCCAAACUCAUACUUUUCUUCCUCUUCUCCCUCGGAGAACUCAACCCUUUCGUAUGUACAACAUUGGCGGUUCUCAGGAAUCCCUGCUCACACCGCCGGAAGCAGCCUCGGUUUCACCCGGGAGAUCGUUUUUGCACCCCAAUUCAAGGUUCAUUUCUUGCACUGCCCUUCCUCCUCCUGAAUGGAUAGAACCUUUCGUUGAUGUGUCAGAUCUUGUUGUAAGGCCAAACAAUCUGGAACCCUCGCCUUGGAUCAAUCGGAUUCUUAGCCUCUUAGACGAUUGUCCUACCUUGGAGUCAAACUUAAACGAUUAUUGCCGGAAGUUCUUGAUAAGAUUAUCCCCCAACUUCGUUUCGUACUUGCUAAGAUCAACCGAGAUUAGGGAAAAGCCUGGGCUUGCUUUUCGAUUCUUCAGUUGGGCUGGUAAACAGAGAAGUUACUGUCACAAACUCGAAUCUUAUGUUUCUCUGAUCAAUACUCUAUCAUUGGUACGGGAUUUGGGGAGAAUUCGAUGUUUAGCUGCCGAAAUGAGAGACAGAGACUAUGCUAUGACUGUAUCUGCAGCUAAUUCUUUGAUUAAGAACUUUGGGGUUUUGGGGAUGGUGGAGGAGCUGUUAUGGGUCUGGGGUCGAAUGAAGGAGAAUGGGAUUGAACCGAGCUUGUUCACUUACAAUUUUCUGAUGGAUGGGUUGGUGAAUUCAAUGUUUAUUGAACCUGCUGAGAGGGUUUUUGAGGUUAUGGAAGGUGGGAAGAACCACCCUGAUGUUGUAACUUAUAAUAUAAUGAUUAAAGGGUAUUGCAAGGCAGGGAAAACCCAGAAAGCAAUGGAGAAAUUUAGGGAGAUGGAAGCUAAAAAUAUAGAACCUGAUAAGAUUACUUAUCUGACUUUGAUGCAGUCAUGUUAUGCAGAGGGAAAUUUUGAUUAUUGUCUGGGUCUUUAUCAUGAAAUGGAAGAGAAGGGGCUGGAGAUUCCCCCUCAUGCUUAUAGUCUAGUGAUUGGAGGGCUCUGUAAAGAGGGUAAGUCUGCUGAAGGGUAUGCUGUUUAUCGGAAUAUGGUUAGAAAGGGUUGCAAAGCUAACGUGGCGAUUUAUACUGCUAUGAUUGAUUCAUUCGCCAAAUGUGGGAAUGUGGAGGAAGCUAUGAAGCUCUUCCAGAGAAUGAAGGAUGAGGGAUUUGAGCCUGAUGAGGUCACUUAUGGGGCCAUUGUGAAUGGCUUAUGCAAGGCAGGUAAGCUGGAGAAGGCCAUGGAAUACUUCCAGUUCUGUAGAGAGAAUGGUGUUGCUGUUAAUGCCGUUUUCUAUUCCAGUCUUAUUGAUGGUCUUGGAAAAGCUGGGAGACUGGAUGAAGCAGAGAAGCUUUUUGAAGAAAUGGCUGACAAGGGUUGCACAAGGGAUUCCUAUUGCUACAAUGCACUUAUAGAUGCCUUUUCCAAAUGUGGAAAGAUCGAUGAAGCUUUGAUUCUCUUUAGAAGAAUGGAAGAUGAAGGUUGUGAUCAGACUGUUUAUACAUACACAAUCCUCAUCAGUGGAUUGUUCAAAGAACAUAGAAAUGAAGAAGCAUUGAAGUUGUGGGAGGAGAUGAUUGACAAGGGUAUAACGCCCACUCCAGCCUCUUUCAGAGCUCUCUCAACAGGGCUUUGCCUUUCUGGCAAAGUUGCCCGGGCUUGUAAGAUACUGGAUGAACUUGCACCAAUGGGAGUUCUUCCAGUAACGGCCUUUGAGGACAUGAUCAAUGUGCUGUGUAAGGCAGGUCGCAUUGAGCAGGCUUGCAAGUUGGCUGACGGGAUUGUUGAUAGAGGUCGUGAGAUACCGGGAAGAGUUCGUACUGUUCUAAUCAAUGCAUUAAGGAAGGCUGGUAAUGCCGAGUUGGCGAUUAAACUGAUGCACAGUAAAAUUGGUAUUGGUUAUGACAGAUGGGGCAGCGUCAAAAAGCGAGUGAAGUUCCGCAUCCUUUUAGAGAAUUGAGUCUUGAACUAAAAUUGCUGGUCACCUUUUUUCUUUUUUCUAAGUGAAACCAGAUUUCCUUGAGCUUAUCCUUAAAGUCUCAGGACUGAUUACUUGAUGGAAGCUCUGCAAUCUGCCUUUUGUUAUAAUUAUAGUGCUGAGAGAUAUGUUUUAACCGAGUUAGAAAGAUCAUUAUUAAAAUAAAAAAAAUUAUUUUAGUGA
Molecule: messenger RNA, 2507 nt
Organism: Macadamia integrifolia
Lineage: Eukaryota; Viridiplantae; Streptophyta; Magnoliopsida; Proteales; Proteaceae
Product: pentatricopeptide repeat-containing protein At1g03560, mitochondrial
Exons: 3
Coding region: 195-2306 (703 amino acids)
Molecular function (GO): protein binding
Source: RefSeq, a predicted model, not a curated record